Emiliania huxleyi CCMP1516 is the source of this 750-nucleotide messenger RNA. RefSeq lists its product as hypothetical. NCBI's taxonomy places the organism in Eukaryota, Haptophyta, Isochrysidales, Noelaerhabdaceae. Bases 1 to 750 code for a protein of 249 amino acids. Gene Ontology annotation, molecular function: metal ion binding; RNA binding; protein binding. The record is from RefSeq and is a predicted model, not a curated record. The transcript is spliced from 2 exons.
AUGUCGGACCUCCCGCCGGGCAUCGACGCGGUGGGCACCGGCGACAGCGGCGCCGUGCCCGCGCUCCCGCGCUGCUGGCCGGAGGUCGACACCCAGUCGACAGCCGGCGACAGGCGAGGCGGCGCUUGGAUAUGCCUGGCUUGGGCGCGCGGCGCCUGCCGGGACGGCGCCGCGUGCGUCAACCUCCACCGCCUGCCGUCCGUCGUCGAGGAGCAGCGCAUGGCCUUCUCCGCCGACGGCAUCGACUACGACAUCUUUGGGCGGAGGCGCACCUCCUCGGUCGACGCGGCUUGCCUGCUCUUCGUUACGGGCCUCGACGAGGCGGCCUCGCAGCGAGAGGUGCGCGCCUCCCUCGAGAAGUUUUCGGAGUGGGGCGCGCUCCUGCGGACCUGGGCGGGCGUCGCGCCGGGCACCGGCUUUGUCCGCUUCCGGAGCCGCGCGUGUGCGCAGUUCGCGUCCGAGGCGAUGGACGGGAGGCCGAUCGACCCGGAGGGGGGGCCCGCGCUGCGCGUGGUCACGCCGGUGGCUGAGGAGUACCCAGGUGCAGAGGGGCCUAGUGGUGGCGAGGCGCCGCUGACGCCGCAAUGGCAGCAGCAGCAGCAGGCCGCCGCGGCGACGGAGCUGCCCGACGGGUGGGUCUCGGGAGUAGACCCCGCCACGGGCGCCGUCUACUUUCACCACGCCCCGAGUGGGCGGUCGCAGUGGGAGCGGCCGGAGGGAACACGCAGUCAGGACCGAGACGCAGGCUAG